AUGUGUCUUACUUGGCAUGAUGUAUGCAAUAGAAAAAUCGACUGUCUUAAUAAUAUAAUUGAUGAAAAAGAUUGUUUUGAACUUGAAUUAAAUCAAUGUGAUGGAAUGAAAAAGUUUCGUUGUUAUAAUGAACAAUGUAUUCCAUUGGAACUUUUCAAUGAUAAUUCACAAUUUCCUGAUUUUCUUGAUCGUUUUGAUGAACUGUUUCAUACUUCGCUAUCAUGUUAUACAGAACCGUCAAUGCGUUGUGAAGAUCAUCGAUGUAAAUUCGAUUCUAUAAAUACAAAUUGGGGCAAUGGAGAUUGUCAUGAUAUUGAUUGUCCUAAUGGACAAACUGAAAGAUGA
Adineta ricciae is the source of this 345-nucleotide messenger RNA. The record is from the annotation of a GenBank genome assembly. Lineage: Eukaryota; Metazoa; Rotifera; Eurotatoria; Adinetida; Adinetidae.